AUGUCAAUGUCAUAAAUUGUUUUCCAGUUUCUGUCUUUGUUUACGAUUAACGUGAAUAAAUUGUGCUUAAAAUUAUUUGUGAACAUUCUUGGACACAUUAAGUUUACUUAUUUAAUUCUUUAACGUAUUAUUUGAAAUACUGUCUUCAAUUUAAACUUACCUCCAAAAGGCAGUAGUUUUAGCCUAAAGGUAUCAAUUUCGUAAAGCACUCAUGGUGUUUUCUUACUUAUUGUUCAAAGUAAUAAUUCUGGUGUUUGUAUCUUUGUGCUGGUUUCAUGCCAUCUAUCUGAGUUGGAGCUUGUCAUCACUCCAAUAUGCCACUCACGGCUGAUGUGGCUGCCCAACAAGUGCAGGAGCGCCUCCGGUCCUUGCACAGAUUAAUUUAUGAUAUUGAAGCGGAACGAGCUCGCAAUGAGCAAUGUAUUGAUUCUAUACUGAGGGCUGAGAAAGCUGUGGAGUCCCCGCCCUCUAAUGAAGACUCCUCCAGUUCUUCUCAGCAGCAAAUGCAGUUGAAGAAUUUAUACAAAGCAGGAUUGUCUGCAGCAGAGCAAGAAGAGAAUCUACUUCGGAAGGCAUUAUCCCGUAUUUAUGAAAUUCGUAGCAUCAAAAAUGAGAGGAGAAUACAGGCUCGGUAUGCAGGCAACAAGGAAACAAUUGGUUGUGGAGCUCUUAUGAAAAUGUUGCUGAGUGCUGCACAGACAUUGCCUCUACACGUGGGACGUGUCGGCGAGCGAGCUCCACCGCUAUGCGGGGCCGUGCCGCCCGACCCUGGACAUGUUGCAAAACCGGGAGACGCUGUCGCCGCACUUGUGAGGGUAUCAGAAAAAGAGGAAAAUUGGAUAUUGGCAGAGGUGGUGAGCUGGCUGCCAGCUCAAGGUAAAUAUGAGGUUGAUGAUAUUGACGAAGAGCAGAAGAAUCGUCACAUCCUCAGCAAGCGACGAGUCGUGCCUCUACCCUUGAUGCGCGCCGACCCACGAGUCGACGAGCACGCUUUGUUUCCUAAGGGCGCAGUCGUGAUGGCGUUGUAUCCACAAACCACUUGCUUCUAUAGAGCCGUGGUCAACAGGCUGCCUGCUAAUGCUGCAGAUCCUUAUGAAGUGCUGUUUGAGGAUUCAUCAUACGCUGACGGCUACUCCCCGCCGGAGCGCGUUGCGCAGCGCUACGUGAUUGCGAUCAAGGAGGGCAAGGGUCGCGCCACCUGACACGGCUCCAGCACUUGUUCGGAGCGACCUCCCUCCAGUCGCUCCGAAGCCACUUCUAGUGACUCAAUGCUGUAGAUUUGUGACACACGCCGUCGUAAUUUAUGGACUAAUGCUAGAAGGCGAAAGAGGAAUUUUUAUUUAAUUUAAAUUAAGUAUGGCGCUUAUGCCACGUUAAAACUGUGUAAUUAUCAAAUUGAGUGAACUUGUGAAUGGACAAUGGACAUUAAAUGUCAGGACAAGCCUGAUACAAUUUAUUUGUAAAUCGUUUUGAUUGCUGUAGAUGUAAGUUGAGUAUUUUCGUGUUUUUAGAAAUAUGCACAAUAUUAAUAAAGAAAUUAAGAUUACUGAAUUAUAGCUAAAAGUUUGUGUAUCUGACUUGCUAAUAAUAGCUCUGCUGAUCUGUGCUAUUUGGGCAAAAUCUAUUGUUGUUGAAUCAUUACUAUAGGCUACUGGUGUGUUAACAUAAUUAAUAUUAUGUUCUAUGUAUAUGUAGUGGGUAAAUAAAACAAUACAUUGGAUACAA
Molecule: messenger RNA, 1725 nt
Organism: Spodoptera frugiperda (fall armyworm)
Lineage: Eukaryota; Metazoa; Arthropoda; Insecta; Lepidoptera; Noctuidae
Gene: Sgf29
Product: SAGA-associated factor 29
Exons: 7
Coding region: 315-1202 (295 amino acids)
Cellular component (GO): SAGA complex
Source: RefSeq, a predicted model, not a curated record